This is a messenger RNA of Tarenaya hassleriana, 4629 nucleotides long. Its product is annotated as DNA topoisomerase 2. Lineage: Eukaryota; Viridiplantae; Streptophyta; Magnoliopsida; Brassicales; Cleomaceae. The record is from RefSeq and is a predicted model, not a curated record. Gene Ontology annotation, biological process: sister chromatid segregation; DNA topological change; resolution of meiotic recombination intermediates. The coding region runs from base 157 to 4419 and encodes 1420 amino acids. Gene Ontology annotation, cellular component: nucleus. The transcript has 20 exons. Gene Ontology annotation, molecular function: ATP binding; DNA topoisomerase type II (double strand cut, ATP-hydrolyzing) activity; DNA binding.
CUCUCUCCUCCUCUCUCAGCAAAAGACACUUCCCUCUGUGUCUCUCGCCUUCUCUCUCUGCGAUCGAUUCUAAAACCCUAACCCUAAUUCUCUCCGAUUCUCUGAUUCUUCUUUCAGAUCUCUGUUUCUCCCUCGGAAACACCUCGAAUCCCUACGAUGGCUACUAAACUUCCGUUACAGAGCAGCAACAAUGUCAACGUCGCGGGGCGUGGAGGGAAGACGAUCGAGGAGAUGUACCAGAAGAAAUCCCAGCUCGAGCACAUCUUGCUCCGGCCGGACACAUACGUUGGAUCCAUCGAGAAGCAUACUCAGACGCUCUGGGUUUACGAGAAUGAUGAGAUGGUUCACCGAGCUGUGACUUAUGUUCCUGGUUUGUACAAGAUCUUCGACGAGAUCCUUGUCAAUGCUGCGGACAACAAGCAGAGGGAUCCGUCGAUGGAUUCGAUUAAGGUGGUGAUCGAUGUGGAGCAGAAUCUGAUCAGUGUCUACAACAAUGGAGAUGGAGUUCCCGUUGAGAUUCACCAGGAGGAAGGUGUUUAUGUGCCUGAGAUGAUUUUUGGGCAUUUGCUGACGAGUAGUAACUAUGACGAUACAGUUAAAAAGACCACUGGUGGAAGAAACGGGUAUGGCGCCAAGCUUACUAACAUCUUCUCUACGGAGUUCAUCAUCGAGACUGCGGAUGGGAAAAGGCAAAAGAAGUACAAGCAGGUGUUUUCGAACAAUAUGGGGAAGAAGUCUGAACCCACCAUAACCAAGUGUAAAGAGGGUGAUAAUUGGACAAAGGUCUCGUUCAAGCCCGACUUGGCAAAGUUCAACAUGGCUCAUUUAGAGGAUGAUGCGGUCGCGUUAAUGAGCAAACGUGUUUUCGACUUAGCUGGAUGCUUGGGAAAGUCUGUGAAGGUUGAGCUUAACGGCAAACGGAUUCCUGUGAAAUCAUUCAAUGAUUAUGUAGAUCUCUACCUUCGUGCAGCAAACAAAUCGCGAUCGGAGCCCCUCCCAAGGAUUUCAGAGAAAGUUAAUGACAGAUGGGAGGUCUGCGUAAGCUUAAGUGAGGGACAAUUUCAACAGGUCAGCUUUGUUAACUCAAUAGCUACAAUCAAGGGUGGAACACAUGUUGAUUAUGUGACCAGUCAGAUCGCGAACUACAUUGUGGGUGUUGUCAACAAAAAAAACAAAAACGCUAAUGUUAAGGCCCAUAACGUGAAGAACCAUCUCUGGGUGUUUGUCAACGCCCUGAUUGACAAUCCUGCAUUUGAUUCUCAAACCAAGGAAACUUUGACUCUUCGACAGAGUAGUUUUGGCUCUAAAUGUGAACUUUCUGAUGACGUGCUGAAGAAAGUGGCUAAGUCUGGUGUAGUGGAUAAUUUACUUUCAUGGGCAACUUUCAAGCAGAGCAAAGAGCUUAAGAAAAGUGAUGGAGCCAAGACUGAAAAAGUUCAAGUUGAGAAGUUAGAGGAUGCAAAUGAAGCUGGAGGGAGGAACUCCCACAGAUGUACCUUGAUCUUGACAGAAGGAGAUUCAGCUAAAGCUCUAGCUAUGUCUGGGCUUUCUGUUGUGGGUCGCGACUAUUAUGGUGUGUUUCCCCUUAGAGGUAAACUACUGAACGUGAGGGAAGCCAGCACCACUCAGAUUACUAAUAACAAGGAAAUUGAGAACAUCAAGAAGAUUCUUGGACUGAAGCAACACAUGAAAUAUGAAAGUGUUAGCUCACUGAGAUAUGGUCAUUUGAUGAUCAUGACCGAUCAGGAUCAUGAUGGUUCCCAUAUCAAGGGCCUUUUAAUUAAUUUCAUUCACUCGUUCUGGCCAACAUUACUGAAAGUUCCAUCUUUCUUGGUUGAGUUUAUAACUCCUAUUAUAAAGGCUACUCACAGGAGCGGAAGAGUGUUGUCAUUUUACUCCAUGCCUGAGUAUGAAGCCUGGAAAGAAGGCCUGAGGGGUAAUGCGAGUGGAUGGUCCAUCAAAUACUAUAAGGGGUUGGGUACAAGUACAUCUAAGGAGGGCAAGGAAUACUUUUCUAAUCUUGACCUUCACAAGAAGGAUUUUGUCUGGGAAACUGAACAAGAUGGGGAGGCUAUUGAGCUUGCAUUCAGUAAAAAGAAGAUAGAGGCCCGGAAACACUGGCUUUUGAACUUUGAGCCUGGCACUCAUCUGGAUCAGAAGGAGAAGCGAAUUAAGUACAGUGACUUUGUCAACAAAGAACUUAUCUUGUUCUCCAUGGCUGAUCUUCAAAGAUCAAUUCCGUCGAUGGUUGAUGGGCUUAAGCCAGGUCAAAGGAAAAUCCUUUUCUGCUCAUUCAAGAGAAACUUCAUCAAAGAAGCCAAGGUAGCCCAGUUCUCUGGUUAUGUAUCGGAGCAUUCUGCUUAUCAUCAUGGUGAGCAGAGUCUUGCCAAUACCAUCAUAGGUAUGGCUCAAGAUUAUGUUGGCAGCAACAACAUCAACCUCCUUCAACCAUCGGGUCAAUUUGGUACACGUACCUCGGGAGGAAAAGAUGCAGCCAGUGCAAGAUACAUUUUCACUAAGCUCUCACCCAUCACAAGAGUACUGUUUCCAAAGGAUGAUGACGUUCUUCUUAAUUACUUGAAUGAAGAUGGGCAAUCCAUUGAGCCAACUUGGUACAUGCCCAUCAUACCAACUGUUCUAGUCAAUGGCUGUGAGGGAAUCGGAACCGGGUGGAGUUCUUUCAUACCUAACUACAACCCAAGAGAAGUUGUUGCUAAUGUGAGACGUCUGCUGAACGGUGAGACUAUGGUGCCUAUGGAUCCUUGGUAUAGAGGUUUCAAGGGAACUAUCGAAAAAACUUCAACCAAAGAAAGUGGGGCCACCUACACAGUCACUGGAAUUAUCGAGGAGGUUGAUGACACGACUCUUCGCGUCAAGGAGCUGCCAAUAAGAAGGUGGACUGAUGACUACAGGGAAUUCUUGCGCUCAAUGAAGACAGAUUACGGCCCGUUCAUCCUGAACAUCAGGGAGUACAGUGAUGAUACAACUGUGGAUUUCGAGCUUAUACUUAGUGAGGAGAACAUGAUUGCCGCCCAACAAGAGGGCUUGGUGAAAAAAUUUAAACUCACCACCACGAUCAGCACCAGCAACAUGCAUCUCUUUGACCAAAAUGGUGUUAUAAAGAAAUACGAGACUCCAGAACAAAUCCUUGAGGAGUUCUUUGACCUCAGGCUGCAAUUUUACGAGAAACGAAAGAAAAUUCUGUUGGAGAAUCUUGAACUCGAGUUGCUGAAGUUGGAGAACAAGGUGAAGUUUAUCCUUGGAGUCGUCAGCGGAGAAAUCAUUGUGAGCAACAGAAAGAAAGCCGACCUUUUUCAGGAGUUGAGACAGAAAGGCUUCACGCCAUUCCCGAAGAAGGCUAAGCCUGUAGAAGCUGCAGUUGCCGGAGCAACUGACACAACAGAAGAAUCUGAAGAAAGCUCAGAACCGGCCGCAGCUCCGAGUUCCACUUUUGUACAGGGCUCUGACUACGACUAUCUAUUAUCAUUGGCCAUUGCCACAUUGACUCUGGAGAAGGUCCAGGAGUUAUGUGCAGAGAGGGAUAAAAUGAAUGAGGAAGUAGAAGACUUGAGGAAAGCGACUCCAAAGUCUCUCUGGCUCAAGGAUCUAGAUUCACUUGAAGUCGAACUCGACAAACUUGACAUGAGUGAUGCUCAAGCCGAGGAACAGAGGAAAGAAGCACAAGCCAAAAUCAGGUCUGGAGUUCCAGCAGCUGCAAAGGGUCGGAAACAGGCCCCGAGAAAACAAGCGCCAAAAAAGAACACGAAGAAAGCCAAUGAAUCAGAAGUAACCGAAGUGUCUGUUACGUCGAUGGACACAGAUAAUAGCGUAGCUGAGGUUGUGAAGCCGAAAGGAAGGCAAGGAGCAAAGAAGAAGGCAGCAGCUUCAAAGGAGGUCGAGGAUGACGAUGAUGACAUGAUGGAUCUAGCUCAAAGGCUUGCUAAAUACAACUUCGGUUCCUCAUCUGAUAUGUCAAGCAAUGCAGAAACCGAAUCGUCACGAGCUGAGCCAGCUGCUGAGGAAGAAGACGAUGUGGUAGAGGUGGUGGCUCCUGAACCGGCGAAACGAGGAAGAAAACCAGCGGCGAGCAAAGUCGGGAAGCCGCCAGCAGCACCGACAAAGAGAGGGCAAGCCAGUAAGCUGGCGAAACCCGUAGAGCCAUCGGGGACUUCCGGUUCCGUGUUGGGAAAGAUUGCAAAAAAUAGCAAGGAACUGGAGGGGACUGAGACUAAGAAAGAGGAUCUGACAGUGGUGGGAUCGGGUUCUUCGUCCGAGAACUCAAACUCUACUGGAAUGGUUGCGAAAGCGCGGCCUCAGAGGGUGAACAGGAAGCAGACGAGGUACGUUUUGAGCGAUUCCGAGAGCGAAGCUGGCGAUGAUUCCGACUUUGACCAGAUCGAAGACGAGGAUGAUGAGUAAAACUAUAAUAUUCUGUGUUCGAACGUUUCUGACUUGUGUUAAUGUUUUCACGUUACGAGUCAUUCUAAGUGUUUAGGGUUUGAUUGUUUGGUGUCGGGAAAAAAAAACAUUUAGAGUACGGAUUUUAUUGUGUUCAUAUGAUAUGGUCCACGUUUACAUGUCAUUGUGGUUUCAUCACAGUGAUGAAACAAAGGAGUCGGUUUAUCAUCA